Messenger RNA from Owenia fusiformis, 2279 nucleotides. The record is from the annotation of a GenBank genome assembly. NCBI's taxonomy places the organism in Eukaryota, Metazoa, Annelida, Polychaeta, Sabellida, Oweniidae.
CGUGUGGAGUGCGCUCUUCUAUAUAAGUACAAAGUAGCAGUGCAUCGCUCGCUGGUGAUUAGUGAUUAUACAAUACUAUUAAAGCGUGCUGCAGACGUAAGACCAGAGCUUGCCAAAGUGUUUUAUUAUAUACUUUGGUUUUUGCUACAUGUGGGCAAAUAAACAUUAGGAGUCUGUCAGGAGUAGUGUUAUUAUCUGUACUCUCUGUGCUUAUGCAGAACUACAUCACUAGGGAACAUGGCGAUCUCAUUCGACGAUAUCUUGAAGGAAAUAGGAGAAUUUGGACGUUACCAAAAGAUACAAUAUUUAUUGUUAUGUUUUGUGUCGAUAUUUUCCGCAUUCCUCUCAUUUAACAUGGUCUUCACUGGAGCCACCCCGGAACAUUUUUGCAAACGGACACCAGACGAAACCUGGUCUAACAUUACACCUUGGUAUGAUAACACCACAUAUUUCUUGAACCGUUCUUCAAUCGGCGAUUCUAUUGGAUUAAAUACAUCAUCGAGAGAGCAAUGUUUUACCAUAGAGAGAAGUAUUAAUGGAUCUGAUGUUAAAUCGGCUUGCAAAUAUGGCUGGAUUUACAGUACAGAAGAGUAUUCAUCUACAAUUGUUUCACAGUGGAACCUUGUUUGUGAUAACAAAUGGCAGAGAGGAACCGCAAAAUCGAUAUUCUUUGCUGGCCGUCUAGCAGGUGCAUUGAUCUUUGGUCAACUCUCUGAUAGAUUUGGUAGGAAGCCGGUGUUUAUAAGCGCCCUAUGUCUCCAGAUAGUAUCGGGGGUGAUCGUGGCACUGUCGGUGAAUAUGAUCAUGUUCUACGUGUUUUAUUUGAUUUUGGGAAUGAUGCAGACUGGUGUCUUCUUGGUCGCCUAUGUAAUGGGGAGCGAAUUGGUUGGUCCGUCAUACAGGAAAAUCGCGGGGUUCGGAAUCCAAUAUUUUUAUUCAAUUGGAUAUAUGAUCCUCGCAGGGUUAGCUUAUUUGAUCAGGGACUGGCGACACCUUAUGCUCACGAUAAGCAUACCUGGUGUUGUGUUUUGCUCAUAUUACUGGAUUCUGCCAGAAUCAGCCAGAUGGCUUCUUUCAAAUGGGCGAAGAGAGGAAGCCGAAGCGAUAAUCAAGAAAGCUGCAAAGACCAAUGGUGCAGCAAUAAAUGACAAGAAUCUCGAGUCUUUGGAGACAAGUCUACCACCACAGACUAAGUCAGGGAGAAAGUGUAUCGGUGUGAACGUAUUGCAGUUGUUCAGUUCAUUGUCUAUGGCAGCGUUGUCCUUCAACGUUUGGUUUAAUUGGUUUGUUAAUGCCUUUGUGUAUUAUGGUCUUGCCUUUAACACUAGUAACUUGGGAGGAAGUCCCUAUAUCAACUUCUUUAUAUCUGGUUGUGUGGAGAUACCAGCGUACACGGUAUCUGUCCUUCUCUUAGAUAGGGUUGGACGAAAGCGGCUGCUCAUUGCGUUUAUGAUUAUGGGUGGCUUGGCGUGUAUCAUUAGCGCGUUCAUUCCCUUAGACUUAAUGUGGUUGAUCAUAACAUUCCAAAUGCUAGGAAAAUUCUCCAUCACUGCUUCGUAUGCUAUCAUCUAUCUCUAUGCAGCUGAGGUUUUCCCUACAUCAGUCAGGAAUAUUGGAAUGGGAAUUUCGUCAAUGUCUGCUCGUGUAGGCGGAAUUAUUGCUCCACUAGUAAUGCUUUUAACUGACACCUAUCAAUCGUUGCCGUUACUUCUUUUUGGCGGUACAUCAAUUUUGGCGGGUCUUUUGGUAAUUGCCCUGCCAGAAACGAUGGGCAGACCAUUACCAGAGACGAUAGAAGAUCUCCAGGCAAUGCAUUCAAAUAAAAAGAGUUACAAAAUGGAAGAGAAACAGAGUAAUAUCAUAAAUGAUAAUGCUGUUAGUGGUGAACUUUUAGCAAACGAUGAUGUGUAGCAAGAUUAGACAGAAGUAUGUUUGUUAUAUUGCGAUACCCCGUGCUUCACUGUUCCAUAACUAGUUACUUUGAUGGAACGUCAAUGUAACAAAAUGGAUGAACUUCCUCUUUGCGAGUCAAGCUGCAGAUUAUAAUUCGGCACAAAACUAUCGUCUAGUUAGUUUCUUCGAUUUGGAAUUUGCUUUGUUAAUGAAGUUGCAGUUUAUAUAUUUAGCCCCUCGCUUUUAUUACAUUAACGAGAGUCCGUUAUACCAAUGUAUGCUUCUUUGACGACUUACGUCAAGGUAACAAAACCGAUGAUCUAAAUGCAUGAAUUACACCUUUAUUUAAAAAUCCAAACCGAGAGCAUUUCUAAAAGCAAGACCAU